CACACGUUCGGAACUUACCCUGGAGAACGCGUCGGAUCUCCGGGUCAGGUAGCACACGCGCUGGGAAGGAGUUGGCGAUUCGCCGGGCCCUGGUCCCGAAGACGAGGUCCGGUGACCCCUGGCCCCUUCCUGCCUCCCCUCCGCCUGCCUUUCCCCUCUAUCUUCUGCCAGGAUGAGUCGCGCAGGCCUGGGGGAAGGUGUACCUUCUGGCAACUAUGGGAACUAUGGCCAUGCUAAUAGCGGAUAUAGUGCCCGUGAAGAAGAAAAUAAACACACUGAAAGGAUGAGACGCCAAGUAAAGGUUAUAAGAGAUCUUACCAUUGAGAUAGGCGAGGAAGUUAAAACUCAAAAUAAAUUAUUAGCUGAAAUGGAUUCACAAUUUGAUUCUACAACUGGAUUUCUAGGUAGAACUAUGGAAAAACUGAAGAUUUUAUCCAGAGGGAGCCAAACAAAGCUGAUGUGCUAUAUGGUGCUCUUUUCAUUGUUUGUCUUUUUUGUCAUUUAUUGGAUUAUUAAACUGAGGUGAUGCAA
This is a messenger RNA of Eptesicus fuscus (big brown bat), 531 nucleotides long. RefSeq names its product BET1 homolog. The record is from RefSeq and is a predicted model, not a curated record. The coding region runs from base 173 to 526 and encodes 117 amino acids. NCBI's taxonomy places the organism in Eukaryota, Metazoa, Chordata, Mammalia, Chiroptera, Vespertilionidae. Gene Ontology annotation, molecular function: SNAP receptor activity. Gene Ontology annotation, cellular component: SNARE complex; Golgi trans cisterna. The transcript has 2 exons. Gene Ontology annotation, biological process: vesicle fusion with Golgi apparatus; endoplasmic reticulum to Golgi vesicle-mediated transport.